UUCUCAGCGCUGCUCGUUUCUACGCAGUUUGUACGCUGUGGGGAUUUAAUGGAAAUUUCCACUACUUUUGAAUGAUCAAAAACACUUAUCUAAAUUAAUUUAAGCCUAUAUAUCGCUCUCUAUACGGGAUCCGGAUACUUCGAGGUGGAAAUAGAUUGGUGUAAUCUGCGUUCGUACAGCCACACUUUGAGUGUGUAACUCUGCUCUUCAUCAGUGACUCAUAACAGAGGAGUAAUUGUCGUCAGAAACAAUCACUAAACUAUCUGUGAUGGAGUAUCACAGUGUGGGGCCCGGAGGUGUGAUGGUCUCGGGUAGUAAUGUACCUGCGUUUCUGACCAAACUCUGGACGCUGGUGGAGGAUCCGGACACAGACCCGUUAAUCUGCUGGAGUCCUAGCGGCAACAGCUUUCAUGUGUUCGACCAGAGCAGGUUUUCCAAAGAGGUUCUGCCGAAAUAUUUUAAGCACAAUAACAUGGCCAGUUUUGUUCGCCAGCUCAAUAUGUAUGGUUUUCGGAAAGUUGUCCAUAUCGAGCAGGGUGGGCUGGUAAAACCAGAGAAAGAUGACACAGAAUUCCAGCAUCCAUAUUUCAUCCGCGGACAGGAGCAUCUGCUGGAGAACAUCAAGAGGAAAGUCACAACGGUGUCAAAUAUUAAACACGAGGACUUGAACACUGAAGAAAUGUCUAAAAUGAUCACAGAUGUCCAGCUCAUAAAGGGCAAGCAGGAGUCAAUGGACUCCAAAAUCAGCACCCUCAAACAUGAGAAUGAGGCGCUCUGGAGGGAAGUUGCCACUUUGAGACAGAAACAUGCUCAACAGCAGAAAGUCGUCAAUAAGCUCAUUCAAUUCUUGAUCACACUGGCGCGGUCCAACAGAGUCCUGGGAGUGAAACGAAAGAUGCCCCUGAUGUUGAAUGAUGGCAGCUCCACACACUCCAUGCCCAAAUACUCUCGGCAGUACUCGCUCGAGUCGUCUCCCGCUCUCUCUCCCUCCUCUACAGCUUUCACAGGAACGGGUGUCUUCACCUCAGAAUCGCCUGUCAAGACAGGGCCAAUCAUCUCUGAUAUCACUGAACUGGCGCAGUCCAACCCUGUGGCCACAGAGGAGUGGGUCGAAGACAGAACAAGCCCCUUGGUCCACAUCAAGGAAGAGCCAUCUAGCCCCGCCCACAGUCCUGAGGUGGAGGAGCUGUGUCCUGUUGAAGUGGAAGUGGAGGCGGUAUCAGGUGUACCUGUGGACACGCCCCUUUCCCCCACAACCUUCAUCAACUCCAUCCUCCAGGAGAGUGAGCCCGUCACUGCCCCGACCCCGCCUCCCAACGACCAGAAGUGUCUGAGUGUGGCCUGCUUGGACAAUUAUCCUCAGAUGUCUGAGAUCUCUCGCCUUUUCUCCGGCUUCUCCACCUCGUCUCUACACCUCAGACCUCAUAAUGGGACAGAACUAAGUGAUCAUCUAGAGACCAUUGACUCUGGAUUAGAAAACCUUCAGCAGAUCCUCAAUGCUCAGUCCAUUAACUUCGACACCUCGCCUUUCUUUGAUAUUUUCACAUCAUCUUCAGCUGAUGUGGAUCUGGACAGCCUGGCUAUUAUCCAGGACCUUCUGUCACCUGAACCUGUGAAAGAAACUGAAUCUGGUGCGGACAGUGGAGAUUCAGGCAAGCAGCUGGUCCAGUACACGUCCCAGCCCGUGAUUCUUCCUGACCCUGUCAGCACUGAAAGCACUGGCACCGACCUGCCCAUCCUCCUGGAGCUGGAGGGUGACUCGUAUUUCGGGUCAGAACCAGCUGAAGACCUGACCAUCUCUCUUCUUAAUUUCCAGUCCCCCGUUCCUGAGGACCCCAAACUGUCAUAGAGAGAGCAGCUUUUAUAAAGGGAUGUAUGUCCGUGUGGGUUUUUUAAAAAUGUAUUCUCUUCAUUUGUUUUUAUUUUUGGUCAUUUAACAUGUCAGGGCUAGCAAUUAGAUUGUUACUCUGGUAUUUCCCUUCACGUUUAAUCUGGGAAAAAUCACUAAAAAACAGUAGAGAGAAUUCAGUAUUCCUUCAAAACCCUCCGUCAUGGAGUUGAAACAUCAAAAUGAGCUUUUAUUUGUUGGUUUGGUAGUUUCUGGCAGUGAGAAAACCUCAAACUAAAUGUGUAAUGCUACAGAUGUAAAUCUAAAUUUAUCGCCCAUGCUUUGUGUGCUUAUCUUUUAUUUAUCUGGAUUGGAUUUGCAUCUAUGCUAAGCGAUUCUCUUGCAGUCUGUCACCACUGCGGAACUUCAAAAACCUCAAGUCUGGCUUGUUGUACGUGCAUUUUUCUGCUAUUUGGUUGUUAUUAUUUGAUCUAAUUAUGAUGCGAUGACCCCCAGAUUGUUAUAUUCGGCACCUAGGUCUCAUAAGUAUGCCAAAUAUUCAUCUUCCGGAAUAUUUUCUUUGCAGUAUAUAUUGAAAUGCUGGUUAAAGCAAAAAAAAACAUAAUAUAACAUACCUUUUAUAGCCAGAAAAUGCAGUCGGUUUAAUUGGACAAACAUGAAACAAGCAUCAAAAAUCAAUGUUGCGUAAACUUGUCCAGCAUCCCACUAGCUGUCUUCAAAGCCAUAGCUGUUACUCAUCAUAUAAUGUCUGAUCUUGGUUGGUGAUGAUGGGUAUGUAUUCUGACAAUGUCAGUUUAAGGUGCGUAUUUAGAGAUUUUAAUGAAACGUUUUUGUACUAAAAUCAUAUAUAUUUUUUUGCUGUUGAAAGUUCUAAUAAGCAGGACAGCCAAUGAUGCUGUAUAUAGGACAUACGUUUGAAUAUAUAAAUAGUUUAGAGUCUGCGUUUGUUGUGAUGAAACAAAUUCAUUUCAGACUUUGAAAACACGUUCAACAGGGCUGAAUUACACAAUAAGUGUAUUAUAGAUUUAUGCAUUGAUAAGAGGUGUAUCGGAUGAUCUGAUUUGAAGAAUUUGUGCAAUAAUUCAACACUUAACCAACUUUCACAGCAACACACACUGCUUUCUUUUAAUCCGUUUUUUCUUCCUUUUUUCCUUUGUUUUUGUUUGCUUAGCAAAAGGAACUAGAAAAUAUAAUAGGCGAAUCUUAUGAACCUUUUUGUGAGAUUCACGUGCAAAUUGGAUACCAAAAUAACGAAUUGAAAUGGAAUUUUUUUUUUUUUGGUGCGAUGUGUACACAUGCUGUUCUCUAUAGACUUCCCAUCGUUCAACACUUGUUUAUUUUUGGAUGGUCAGACAGCGCGGUAAAGGAACCGGGAGAUGAAUGUCACUUGUUGAUGAUUCUGAUCAUUUUCAGUCACAUUUUAGUCAGUGGGUGACUGUCAUAGCCAGAGAGACAUUAAUAUUAGGCAUAAAUUAUUUUAUUACGCAUGUGAACAACACUUUGUGUAUUGAUAUGUUUCAAAUAAAA
This is a messenger RNA of Sinocyclocheilus rhinocerous, 3376 nucleotides long. Its product is annotated as heat shock factor protein 1-like. Gene Ontology annotation, biological process: regulation of DNA-templated transcription. Bases 269 to 1849 code for a protein of 526 amino acids. Gene Ontology annotation, molecular function: sequence-specific DNA binding; DNA-binding transcription factor activity. NCBI's taxonomy places the organism in Eukaryota, Metazoa, Chordata, Actinopteri, Cypriniformes, Cyprinidae. The transcript has 14 exons. The record is from RefSeq and is a predicted model, not a curated record.